This is a messenger RNA of Ectocarpus sp. CCAP 1310/34, 6294 nucleotides long. The record is from the annotation of a GenBank genome assembly. Lineage: Eukaryota; Phaeophyceae; Ectocarpales; Ectocarpaceae.
AUGUGUUCCCGGCGACGCCGGGCGUCUGGACGGCCGGGGUGCAGGCACUCGCGGCUACGGCGGUUUUUCCCCGAGCUGACGGCGGGGAAGACGGCCGGGCCGCAGGCGUUUGUGGCGGGAACGGCACAAUCGGAAGCAGCACCGGCGGCGAGAGUGGUGACCACCGGCAGUCAUGUGUUCCCCGCGACGCCGGGGACGGCCGGGGUGCAGGCACUCGCGGCUACAGCGGUACCAUCGGUAGCAGCACCGUCGGCGAGAGUGGUGGCCCGCGGCGGCAAGGUUUUCCCCUGGAGGUGGUGGGGGAAACGACCGGACCGAAAGUACUCGUGGCGGGCAAUCGGGGCUAGAGCGGUACCAUACGCCCGGGCCGCAGGCGCUCGUGGCGGGACUGGCAGCAUCGGCAGCAACACCCGCGGCGAGAGUGAGACCACCGGCAGUCAUGUGGUCUCGGCGAUGCCGGCCGUCGCGACGGCCGGGGUGCAGGCGCUCGCGGCUAGAGCGGUACCAUCGGUAGCAGCACCGGCGGCGAGAGUGGUGGUCCGCGACGUCAAGUCAUGUGUUCCCGGCGACGCCGGGCGUCUGGACGGCCGGGGUGCAGGCACUCGCGGCUACAGCGGUACCAUCGGUAGCAGCACCGGCGGCGAUAGUGGUGGCCCGCGGCGGCAAGGUUUUCCCCUGGAGGUGGUGGGGGAAACGACCGGACCGAAAGUACUCGUGGCGGGUACGGCAACAUCGGCAGCGGCACCUGUGGUGAGAGGGGGGACCACCGGCAGUCAUGUGGUCCCGGCGACGCCGGCCGUCGGGACGGCCUGGGUGCAGGCAAUCGGGGCUAGAGCGGUACCAUACGCCCGGGCCGCAGGCGCUCGUGGCGGGACUGGCAGCAUCGGCAGCAACACCCGCGGCGAGAGUGAGACCACCGGCAGUCAUGUGGUCUCGGCGAUGCCGGCCGUCGCGACGGCCGGGGUGCAGGCGCUCGCGGCUAGAGCGGUACCAUCGGUAGCAGCACCGGCGGCGAGAGUGGUGGCCCGCGGCGGCAAGGUUUUUCCCUGGCGGUGGUGGGGGAAACGACCGGGCCGCAAGCACUCGUGGCAGGAGCGGCAGCAUCGGCAGCAGCACCUGUGGUUUUUCCCCGAGCUGACGGCGGGGAAGACGGCCGGGCCGCAGGCACUUGUGGCGGGAACGGCACAAUCGGCAGCAACACCGGCGGCGAGAGUGGUGACCACCGGCAGUCAUGUGUUCCCCGCGACGCCGGGGACGGCCGGGGUGCAGGCACUCGCGGCUACAGCGGUACCAUCGGUAGCAGCACCGUCGGCGAGAGUGGUGGCCCGCGGCGGCAAGGCACUCGCGGCUACGGUGAUACCAUCGGUAGCAGCACCGUCGGCGAGAGUGGUGACCCCCGGCGGCAGGUUUUUCCCCGAGCUGACGGCGGGGAAGACGGCCGGGCCGCAGGCACUUGUGGCGGGAACGGCACAAUCGGCAGCAACACCGGCGGCGAGAGUGGUGACCACCGGCAGUCAUGUGUUCCCCGCGACGCCGGGGACGGCCGGGGUGCAGGCACUCGCGGCUAGAGCGGUACCAUCGGUAGCAGCACCGGCGGCGAGAGUGGUGGCCCGCGGCGGCAAGGCGCUCGCGGCUAGAGCGGUACCAUCGGUAGCAGCACCGGCGGCGAGAGUGGUGGCCCGCGGCGGCAAGGUUUUUCCCUGGCGGUGGUGGGGGAAACGACCGGGCCGCAAGCACUCGUGGCAGGAGCGGCAGCAUCGGCAGCAGCACCUGUGGUUUUUCCCCGAGGUGACGGCGGGGAAGACGGCCGGGCCGCAGAGACUUGUGGCGGGAACGGCACAAUCGGCAGCAACACCGGCGGCGAGAGUGGUGACCACCGGCAGUCAUGUGUUCCCCGCGACGCCGGGGACGGCCGGGGUGCAGGCACUCGCGGCUACAGCGGUACCAUCGGUAGCAGCACCGUCGGCGAGAGUGGUGGCCCGCGGCGGCAAGGUUUUCCCCUGGCGGUGGUGGGGGAAACGACCGGACCGAAAGUACUCGUGGCGGGCAAUCGGGGCUAGAGCGGUACCAUACGCCCGGGCCGCAGGCGCUCGUGGCGGGACUGGCAGCAUCGGCAGCAACACCCGCGGCGAGAGUGAGACCACCGGCAGUCAUGUGGUCUCGGCGAUGCCGGCCGUCGCGACGGCCGGGGUGCAGGCGCUCGCGGCUAGAGCGGUACCAUCGGUAGCAGCACCGGCGGCGAGAGUGGUGGCCCGCGGCGGCAAGGCAAUCGGGGCUGGAGAGGUACCAUCGGUAGCAGCACCGUCGGCGAGAGUGGUGACCCCCGGCGGCAGGUUUUUCCCCGAGGUGGCGGCGGGGAAGACGGCCGGGCCGCAGGCACUUGUGGCGGGAACGGCACAAUCGGCAGCAACACCGGCGGCGAGAGUGGUGACCACCGGCAGUCAUGUGUUCCCCGCGACGCCGGGGACGGCCGGGGUGCAGGCACUCGCGGCUACAGCGGUACCAUCGGUAGCAGCACCGUCGGCGAGAGUGGUGGCCCGCGGCGGCAAGGUUUUCCCCUGGAGGUGGUGGGGGAAACGACCGGACCGAAAGUACUCGUGGCGGGCAAUCGGGGCUAGAGCGGUACCAUACGCCCGGGCCGCAGGCGCUCGUGGCGGGACUGGCAGCAUCGGCAGCAACACCCGCGGCGAGAGUGAGACCACCGGCAGUCAUGUGGUCUCGGCGAUGCCGGCCGUCGCGACGGCCGGGGUGCAGGCGCUCGCGGCUAGAGCGGUACCAUCGGUAGCAGCACCGGCGGCGAGAGUGGUGGCCCGCGGCGGCAAGGCAAUCGGGGCUGGAGAGGUACCAUCGGUAGCAGCACCGUCGGCGAGAGUGGUGACCCCCGGCGGCAGGUUUUUCCCCGAGGUGGCGGCGGGGAAGACGGCCGGGCCGCAGGCACUUGUGGCGGGAACGGCACAAUCGGCAGCAACACCGGCGGCGAGAGUGGUGACCACCGGCAGUCAUGUGUUCCCCGCGACGCCGGGGACGGCCGGGGUGCAGGCACUCGCGGCUACAGCGGUACCAUCGGUAGCAGCACCGGCGGCGAGAGUGGUGGCCCGCGGCGGCAAGGCAAUCGGGGCUGGAGAGGUACCAUCGGUAGCAGCACCGUCGGCGAGAGUGGUGACCCCCGGCGGCAGGUUUUUCCCCGAGGUGGUGGCGGGGAAGACGGCCGGGCCGCAGAGACUUGUGGCGGGAACGGCACCAUNUGCUAGAGCGGUACCGUACGCCCGGGCCACAGGCGCUCGUGGCGGGAACGGCAGCGUCGGCAGCAUUUCCCUCGGCGAGAGGGGGGACCGCCGGCAUUCAUGUGUUCCACGCGACGCCGGGCGUCUGGACGGCCGGGGUGCAGGCACUCGCGGCUACAGCGGUACCAUCGGUAGCAGUACCGUCGGCAAUCGCGGCUACGGCGGUACCAUCGGUAGCAGCACCGGCGGCGAGAGUGGUGGUCCGCGGCGUCAAGGUUUUUCCCUGGCGGUGGCGGGGGAAACAACCAGGCCGCAAGCACUCGUGGCGGGAGCGGCAGCAUCGGCAGCAGCACCUGUGGUGAAGGGGGGGACCACCGGCAGUCAUUUGUUCCCGGCGACGCCGGGCGUCUGGACGGCCAGGGUGCAGGCAAUCGGGGCUACAGCGGGACCAUCGGUAGCAGUACCGUCGGUGAGAGUGGUUGCCCGCGGCGGCAGGUUUUUCCCCGACCUGACGGCGGGGAAGACGGCCGGGCCGCAGGCACUUGUGGCGGGAAGGGCACAAUCGCCAGCAACACCGGCGGCGUUUUUCCGCGAGCUGACGGCGGGGAAGACGGCCGGGCCGCAGGCACUCGUGGCGGGAACGGCACCAUCGGCAGCAACACCGGCGGCGAGGGUGGUGACCACCGGCAGUCAUGUGUGCCCCGCGACGCCGGGGACGGCCGGAGUGCAGGCAAUCGGGGCUAGAGCGGUACCAUCGGUAGCAGCACCGUCGGUGAGAGUGGUGGCCCGCGGCGGCAGGUUUUUCCUCGAGCUGACGGCGGGGAAGACGGCCGGGCCGCAGGCACUCGUGGCGGGAACGGCACCAUCGGCAGCAACACCGGCGGCGAGGGUGGUGACCACCGGCAGUCAUGUGUGCCCCGCGACGCCGGGGACGGCCGGAGUGCAGGCAAUCGGGGCUAGAGCGGUACCAUCGGUAGCAGCACCGUCGGUGAGAGUGGUGGCCCGCGGCGGCAGGUUUUUCCUCGAGCUGACGGCGGGGAAGACGGCCGGGCCGCAGGCACUCUUGGCGGGAACGGCACCAUCGGCAGCAACACCGGCGGCGAGAUUGGUGACCACCGGCAGUCAUGUGUUCCACGCGACGCCGGGGACGGCCGGGGUGCAGGCACUCGGGGCUGGAGCGGUACCAUCGGUAGCAGCACCGGCGGCGAGAGCGGUGGUCCGCGACGUCAAGGCAAUCGGGUCUGGAGAGGUACCAUCGGUAGCAGCACCGUCGGCGAGAGUGGUGACCCCCGGCGGCAGGUUUUUCCCCGAGCUGACGGCGGGGAAGACGGCCGGGCCGCAAGCACUUGUGGCGGGAACGGCACCAUCGGCAGCAACACCGGCGGCGAGAGGGGGAACCAUCGGCAGUCAUGUGUUCCCGGCGACGCCGGGCGUCUGGACGGCCGGGGUGCAGGCACUCGCGGCUACAGCGGUACCAUCGGUAGCAGCACCGUCGGCGAUAGUGGUGGCCCGCGGCGGCAAGGCACUCGCGGCUACAGCGGUACCAUCGGUAGCAGCACCGGCGGCGAGAGUGGUGGCCCGCGGCGGCAAGGUUUUUCCCUGGCGGUGGUGGGGGAAACGACCGGGCCGCAAGCACUCGUGGCAGGAGCGGCAGCAUCGGCAGCAGCACCUGUGCGGUACCAUCGGUAGCAGCACCGGCGGCGAGAGUGGUGGCCCGCGGCGGCAAGGUUUUUCCCUGGCGGUGGUGGGGGAAACGACCGGGCCGCAAGCACUCGUGGCAGGAGCGGCAGCAUCGGCAGCAGCACCUGUGGUGAGAGAAGGGACCACCGGCAGUCAUUUGUUCCCGGCAACGCCGGGCGUCUGGACGGCCGGGGUGCAGGCACUCGCGGCUACAGCGGUACCAUCGGUAGCAGCACCGGCGGCGAGAGUGGUGGCCCGCGGCGGCAAGGUUUUCCCCUGGCGGUGGUGGGGGAAACGACCGGGCCGCAAGCACUCGUGGCAGGAGCGGCAGCAUCGGCAGCAGCACCUGUGCGGUACCAUCGGUAGCAGCACCGGCGGCGAGAGUGGUGGCCCGCGGCGGCAAGGUUUUCCCCUGGCGGUGGUGGGGGAAACGACCGGGCCGCAAGCACUCGUGGCAGGAGCGGCAGCAUCGGCAGCAGCACCUGUGGUGAGAGAAGGGACCACCGGCAGUCAUUUGUUCCCGGCAACGCCGGGCGUCUGGACGGCCGGGGUGCAGGCAAUCGGGGCUAGAGAGGUACCAUCGGUAGCAGCACCGUCGGCGAGAGUGGUGACCCCCGGCGGCAGGUUUUUCCCCGAGGUGGCGGCGGGGAAGACGGCCGGGCCGCAGGCACUUGUGGCGGGAACGGCACCAUCGGCAGCAACACCGGCGGCGAGAGGGGGAACCAUCGGCAGUCAUAUGUUCCCCGCGACGCCGGGCGUCUGGACGGCCGGGGUGCAGGCACUCGCGGCUACAGCGGUACCAUCGGUAGCAGCACCGUCGGCGAGAGUGGUGGCCCGCGGCGGCAAGGUUUUCCCCUGGCGGUGGUGGGGGAAACGACCGGGCCGCAAGCACUCGUGGCGGGAGCGGCAGCAUCGGCAGCAGCACCUGUGGCAAUCGGGGCUAGAGAGGUUUUUCCCCGAGGUGGCGGCGGGGAAGACGGCCGGGCCGCAGGCACUUGUGGCGGGAACGGCACAAUCGGCAGCAACACCGGCGGCGAGAGUGGUGACCACCGGCAGUCAUGUGUUCCCCGCGACGCCGGGGACGGCCGGAGUGCAGGCAAUCGGGGCUGGAGAGGCGCUCGUGGCGGGAGCGGCAGCAUCGGCAGCAGCACCGGUGGCGAGAAGAGGGACCACCGGCAAUCAUGUGUUGCCGGCGAUGCCGGGUGUCGGGACGGCCGGGGUGCAGGCACUCGCGGCUAGAGCGGUAGAACACGGCUGGGCUGCAGGCGCUCGUGGCGGGAGCGGCACCAUCACCAGCAGCACCUGUGCCGAGAAGAGGGACCGCCGGCAGGCUUGUGUUCCCCGCGACGCCGGCCGUGGGGACGGUCGGGGUGCAAGCACUCGCGGCUAG